Molecule: messenger RNA, 7410 nt
Organism: Mustela lutreola (European mink)
Lineage: Eukaryota; Metazoa; Chordata; Mammalia; Carnivora; Mustelidae
Gene: ZNF391
Product: zinc finger protein 391
Exons: 5
Coding region: 1575-2648 (357 amino acids)
Source: RefSeq, a predicted model, not a curated record
CCUACCGCGCGUCUGCGAGCCGCGGGGAUCGCGGGGCUCCUCGCUAAUCCUUCCGGCUGCCUCGAGCGCCGUGCACUCGCGUUCCGUCGCAGCGCGGGCCCGGCCCCAGGUGUACCCGGGUGCGCCGCUGAGGCGGCCGGCGCCCCGUGACACGCGCGUUACCCUCCCCAUGCUGCGGGCGAGGACACGGAGGCGCGCGGCGAUGAAGCGCCGUCCCGGGAGUUACACAGCUCGCGAGUAGCAGCCGCGCGCUUCUGCCUGGCAUGGGACUGCUCGGGACCGGCAUGGACAGUACGCGUUUACCUGUUGGUGGAGCCGCCGGCCAGGUCUGCGGAUCAGUUUUCUGUGUUAUUCUGAGCCAGUUCCUGCCCACACUGUUGCCUGAAGACCACCUUUCAGGACGUCUCGGGACUCGGUCGUCUCUGCUCUGGGGUCGAACUGGGGCUGCCCAGCCCUCGGGCUGAUUGCUUUGUCCAUCAGCAGAGGCUCCAGCGGGCCAACCCGGGCCUGAAAGCAAGCACCCGGAGAAGAGUAUUCCAGACCCUUCCGAACCUGCUUCCUUCUGACCGAGAUAAAUUCUUAAUGCUUAAGGCGGUAGAAAGAAAGGAGAAUUCUUGCUGAAUUCUUGCUGGAAGAGGCGGUGACAUGGUCCAAAAAAUUUCAGAUGGUUAGGGUCACAGGAGGUGCGUGUCGCUGGGAAGUUGGUCCCAUGAAAGCAGAUAGGUUUGGGGGGCUGCGGCCCUUAUGACCACUUGACUGGGGAGAACAAUGACUGGGUAGGAUGCAGUAUGGUUGUAGCAGUAAAGUGCUCCAAGUAGCUGAAGCAGGAGGUAGGAAGGAGGAAGAGAGGAAAGGACUUGCCACACCAUGGUGCAGGAGUCCUCCGUGGGAGCCUGAGCAAGGGAAUGGCUCGCAGCCUCUCUGAAAUCCGUUGGAGGGUUUGCCUUCCAGCGCGUCCUUCAAGACCAGGAAUAAGAGCUCCUCUGUCCCCGCUCUGAAGCAGCAGCUGCUGAAGGCAGCCUCACAGAUUCUCGGAGCAUCUGCUUUACAGCUCUGAAAGAAGCUUUGUGAGAAAAGACACGCAAGUCCUAGCUGUGCCGUUUUACCGUGUGGGACCAAAUUCUCAGAGAGAAAGCCAUUUUCGCCAGGCCAUCCUCCCACAGCUUCUGAAAGUUCACACCAUGUUUUCUAUACAUCAAGGCUUUAAGAUUGAGCUCUGAAUAGCCCUGUGUCUCCACCACCCAAGCCUUGUGUUAAAUCCUUUCCCAUCAGCUGGAAUCCCAGCAUGUGACUUGGACAUUGUCAUUCGGUCGGAGGAAGGACAGCUGAGGACGCUGGAUCUUCAGGCCCUGAAGAGGGAAGUGAGCGGAAAAUACCUGUCUGGGUGAGUGAUAUCAUGAAAAGACCAGCAAUUCGCUAUUUAGGAGACACAAGUUCCAGUCUAAGCUCUUGGAAUUCAGCGGAUGACUUAAGUUAGUCUGCUUGCUAUUUGUCAAGCAAGGAGCUGUGAACUGAGCCAAAGCAGCAACACCAAUCAGGCUAUUUCUGAAGAACCAGAGUUUUCAGGGUCAGCCAUGGAAAGUCUCAGAGGGAGUACUGCCCAAGGUCCUAUGAAUGAAGAGGCCUAUAAAGGUGAGGGCCGGUUAUCAAGGCAGACAAAAUGUCCUGCCCGGAAGACAUCUUUUGAGAAAACAUCGAUCAGGAACGUGUCGAUGACCCUUAAGGAAAUUUUUACUAGGGAGAGAGUUCCUGAAUCUAGUGAAUUUAGUCUAAGCUCUAAAGUUAAUACACAGCAGAACAUUCCAAAGGGAGCUAGAUACCCCAUAUCUAGGAAGAACUCCAAAGAUAAUUUGGACUUCAUUAAACACCAAAAAAUCUUCCCACAAAAGAAACCUUAUAAAUGCAAUGAAUGUGGGAAAGCCUUCGGUGAUCAAUCAGACCUUAUUGUCCACAGGAGAACUCAUGGUGGAGAAAAGCCUUUUGAAUGCAAUGAAUGUGGAAAGACUUUUCGCCGAAGUACACAUCUUACUGAGCAUCAGAGAACUCACACUGGAGAGAAGCCGUACGAAUGCAGCGAGUGUGGAAAAGCUUUUAGCCGGAGCACUCACCUGAGCCUUCACCAGAGGGUCCACACAGGAGAGAAGCCCUAUGAGUGUGGUGAGUGCGGGAAAGCCUUCAGCCGGAGCACGAACCUCAGCCAGCACCAGCGAACUCACACUCAGGAGAAACCUUACAAGUGUACCGAGUGUGGGAAAGCCUUCAGCGACCGCUCGACCAUAAUUCAGCAUCAACGAAUACACACCGGCGAGAAUCCCUAUGAGUGCAGUGAAUGCAGGAAGGCUUUCAGCUGGGUCUCCUCUCUCAUCGAGCACCAGAGAACACACACGGGCGAGAAGCCCUACGAAUGCGGCGACUGUGGGAAAGUGUUCAGUCGCAGCUCUUCCCUCGCUGAGCAUCAGAGGAGCCACACCGGGGAGAAGCCCCACGAGUGCGGAGAAUGUGGGAAGGGCUUCGGGCGGAGCUCGUCGCUUAUCAUUCACCAGAGAACUCACACCGGAGAGAAGCCGUACAAGUGUAAUGACUGUGGGAAAGCCUUCAGCCAGAGUUCAACCCUCAUCCGACACCAGCGACUUCACGCUAAAGAGUAACAGUCGAGCUUUUUCCUUAAUGUGCACGUAAGAGCACACAGCACUCGCAUCCUGUUGCUGCAAGGAGAAACAGAUUCGUCUGUAGAGUUUUCUUCUCUACUAGCUAGCUGUAAGCCAGUGUCAAGGUAGCCUUCCUUCCGUUUUGUAAACUAGAUGCUGCAGUGAGUGAUUAGUACAAGGGGGUGAGUCUAGGAACCGAACAUACUCCCUCUCCUCCCCGAAGGACUCCCCUUAGAGUGUAGACCUGACAUCUUGUAUCUGCUCACCUGUCUGUUCCCUGGGGCUCCGAUCCCUGCGCAGUCAGUGGACCAUGUUCCCCGACCACAGAAGACCCUUUACUUUGAGAGGAAGCCCUGAGUGACAGAGUGUGAGUGUGUGUGAGUGUGACGCUGGCUCCAGUACCAGAAGACAAGGAGCUGGCUUCAGAAAAGGACAAAAAUCUUCCCACCAGUUUGCUGAUAAUGGUGUUGAGGCAAAUCCAGUUUCUGAUUUUAUACAAACAGAUUUUUCUGUUAAACCUUUUUGUUGUAGCGUGUUUUCUUCAAAGUAUAAACUAUGUGCCUAACUAAUCCUAGUAUUUUUUUAUAUAUCCUCAUCAAGAAUGACCUAAAACUUACAUUGAGUUCUUCUAUGAUUAAAAAAAAAUUGCUUCCCUAGUUUUUAAUUUUCUUCUGUUGGAGGGUUCAUGAAACUUACACCCUCUGGCCCUAACUCUCACCAUUCCUAUAUUGUAAGCUCAUCUCUCAAGGACAAAUUCCGUGACUGUUUCUUAGUCUUUUUUCCCACUUGACAUUUGCAGAAUUGACUCUUUGGCCACUCUUAUGCCUUAAAACUUGAGCUUCUUCUGGCAUCCCCAAUUCUGUGCUGAUCCACACUUUUCCUACCUCAUGGCACUCUCUGAUUAACAGUGAUCAGCUGUAUAACUUUGGGCAAGAGUUAAACUGGAGUGAUCUCAUUUUAUUGGGCUGUAAUACUUGAGGUCGCUCAAUUAGAUUGUAAACUUCCUGAAGACAAGUUCUUUUAGAUCCCUGUGAAACAUGCAAAGUGCAGAAUGGUCACUAAAUGCCCUGUAAUUGCUGCCUACUUUAUCCCAGGUAAAUGGCCUGCUAGAUUUCAUCUGAAAUGGUUUACGAGUUGAUUUCUUGCCCUAUUCCUAAUGCUGCUGCUCGGUGCUCGGUAGUCGGGGCUCAGAUUAUGAGAGUCAGCAGGGCUUCCCUCGUCUCCCUGCCUUUAGCAGCCGACUAAACGACCGUCUUGUCCAAAGAGUUCACGGUUCCCAGGACAAAGAUCAAACUCUCUCACUCCAGGGCCUUCCACACUUAGGUCUAUUUACUUAUUUUCCAUUACUCUCCAGUACCUGCAGCGAGGCCUGUCCUCGGUGUCUGUUAUACCCUCUUCUCACACUUGGCUUCUUUCCACACGGUGUGUGGCCCGCUUUUACAUGUCCGGCAUUCCCCCCGUGUCUCCAGAAAUCUCAUCCGCACGUUAUGAAAGGCCUUGCUCAGGUCCUGCCUCCUCUGACACCUGGGGUCUCCCACCUUAGAAUUCCUGUGCAGUGGUGGUUUGCCUUGAUUUUCCUGCAUUACAAAUGUUCCUGUUCUGUUUUCUGAUUCGCUCAGGUGCUUUUUCCCAUAAGCUUUUGAAGUUAGACAUUACCUUAAAUCUCUCAGAAGCCCCAUCUAAUGCGUGGUAUAAUGCAGGUCUAGACUCCAGUUUUAAUCUAAACAGGGAGGGUUUAAUUGAAUCGUGUAAUCUCUUAGGCUUUUGAAUGGAGGAAGAGCCUCAUAAAUAUUUAUGUAAAUUCACUCUUGGGACUAAUUCUCCAUUUGAGCUCCUGGGAUGCUGGCCUCUUGGCUUUCCAUUUAAUGAGACCGUUGUAAGGAAUAAGUGCGUUUAUUCGUGUAAAGUGAUGAAAACAGUGCCUGACCUAAAGUGAGUGCUCAGGAAAUGCUCAUUCUAAUGACUCUGCUGCACAUCAGCCCACAGCCUUUCAUUUCCUCCCCUGCAGGGUCUGUAAGUCCAUUACCAGCAGUGGAAAACUAGGGUUACCAUCCAUUAGGUUAGAAGAUGUUUAUGCUAACUGUGGCAACAGGCGAUAGCCAUCCAUCUGUAUGUCUGGCACAUAUCAUGUGUCAAAGGGACUCAAGAUAGCUUACAAGAUAGGAUAAAAUGGAAAACCAAAACACAUAAGAAUCAGCAUUCGGUGGCGCCUGGGUGGCUUGGUUGGUGAAGCAUCUGCCUUCUACUCAGGUCAUGAUCUCAGGGUCCUGGGAACGAGCCCCGAGUCAGGCUCCCUGCUCAGUGGGGAGUCUGCUCCCUCUCCCUCUGCCCUUCCCCUGCUUGUGUGCGCUCUCUCUCUCUCUCUCUCUCAGAUAAAUAAAUCAAUAAAAUCUUUUUAAAAAGUCAGCAUUAGAGAAAGGGGAUAGACCAGAAGACCAACAUGAGGACAAGUAUGGUAUGCUGUAGUUACCCAGAUAGAGGUGUAAACUGAGCAUUCUGGUAACCGAAGGGGGAUGGUCAUUUGGUUACUUUGUAUUUGGAAAGAAAAAAAAAUGCCCAUUCUUCAAGGAAAGCUUUCUUUUCUUUUUUUUGAAUACUCAACUGUGGUCAUCUCUUCUCUUGUUUAUGCCUUUUUUAAUUCUUUGCCAUCAUUGUGAUGAAGUGUCCAGAGAAAGCAGAGAUAAGCACAGGGUUCAUUCUCCAUUUUCAACCUCUCAGCUCCGUCCCCCAACUAAUCCCCCCACUCCCCAGCCCCACAUGACAGCCUGACCUUUGAUGUGGCCUUCCCUGCCCCUUCUCCACCAGCCACCUCCUGCAACCACCCUGUACACCCAAACCCAGGGCCUCUCUCUGCUCCUCACUGGCACCUUAGCCGCCCCAGAGAGGGACAGUGAUAGAUGGGCAGGUGGACUUCAAGUUCUUUCUACUCAGGUUCUGAGUCAGGGGUAUCCCAGGCACACUGUGCUCUUUCCUGACUGGGCCUUUGCAGAUGCUGUUCCCUCUCUCUGUUUCUCUGAAACCCCUUCAGCCCCAGCCCUGCCUCCUGGCAUGUCUCCCUAGUGGGGGUUUCUACUGGUCUGCAGGCUGGGACCCCUCUCCUGGGAAGCCCUAAGAGGUACAGACAGAGCUGGUGUUCUCUAUCCAGUUCAGCCAUCACAGCCAGGAUCUUAUCGCAGUCUACGAACAUCUGCAUAAUGGGUGUGGCACCCGUCCCCCUCGCCAGUCUCCCCUGACCUCCCCAAAGCUGCAGCAGGGCAAGAAGUCAUCCUUGCCGUGUUGCAUGAUAAAGCAAGGAGUUCUUUUCUUCCCAAGUUGGCUCAGCCCUGGGAAGGCACUGAGGCCAGACGGAUCCUCUAACAUUCUAAUGACCACACUACACCCAGCUUAAAACCCAUUCAUGGCUACUCAGUGCUGCUGGCCUGCCUGGCCCAUGCUGCUUCCGUGGGACCAAGUCUCUGCUCCCUGCCCCCACCUCAUUUUUCUUCCGAGAGAGCCUUAGUCCUCCCCGUCUGCUGGCUAACUGCUGGGAGCCCUUUCUCUCCCUGCACAGCCAGCCUCUUCAUAGAUCUUGUCCAAAAGCUUUCCUAAUACUUAGAUUUAAGAUGAAUGAUGAAUUUUUUCAUUUGUCUGCAUGUAAUCUUACAAUGCAUUUGAUAGCAAAAAUUAAAGAAUAAUGUAUUCUCCACAACAUCUAGCAUAUGUAGGUUCUCCAGUGAACAAAUAUUUAGUUCAUAGCGGACAGCUCAGAAAGGAAGGGGUGAAGAUUGUUCUUGGCGUGGAGUGGGGUCUGAAGGAGCAGGGCAUAGAGUAGAUAACUGCGUGAUAACUGGGUGCUGUAAGAAAAGCUCUUUUCACUCACUUAGUCAUUUAAUUUCUAUCUCAUGGGAUGAAAAAGCUGGUGUUUUGGAUGUGAAAUAACUUACAAAAUAUCACAUUUGACCCCAGUUCUGCUGACCAGUAUUGGACCUCUUAGGAUUCUAUUUAUUUGAGAGAGGGAGUACAAGAAGGGGGAGGGUCAGAGGGAGAAGCAGACUCCCCAUUGAGCAGGAAGCCUGCUGUGGGACUUGAUCCCAGGGCUCCAGGAUCAUGAUCUGAGGUGAAGGCAGCUGCUUAACCAACUGAGCCCUCCAGGUACCCCGUACUGGACCUCUUAGGGCGGACCGUGGCAAGGUCUGGAAAAGAAAGACCGUGAGUAAAGGUGGAGAGGAGGGAAAAAGUCCUGUUGUUCCAGUACGUUAACUGGACUGUGGCCGGGAGUUCAGUGAAGUCAAGAAUGAGAAGGCGGACUCGGAAUUGGGUUAACUUGGGGAUGGCCACCUCCAGUCCAAGAUCGUGUUUGGGGUUAACAAGGGAGUCACAGGAGGUGGCGGAUGAUGGUGAUUAAGUGUGGUUUCAGGGAGAGAGAGUAAUCUGGGAGAGGAGUCAGGACGGCUUGGAGACGAGAGAGAGAGAGAGAGAGAGAGAGAGAGAGAGAGAAGGCAGAAGCCAGGUGAGAAGCUGGUCUUAGGAUGGGGGUAUUGGGAAUCGAAGAGCCGCGGGUGGAUGAAGAAGUGGUGCCCAGAUUCGGGCAAGGGAGGGGAGGGCCAGAGGCUACAUUCCUUAAUUGCUGUGGUUAAUUCUCCUGUGAGUGACCUGCACCAUCAGGGAGGAGCUUCGGAUAUGCUCUCAGGGGGUAACACAAAUGUCCACUGAUAAGAUUAUCUUGCGUCUUCUCAGUCACUGUGGCCCCAGAAGCGUUUGGAUUUCCCCUGGGAAAGUCGAG